AUGGAUAAAGUACAGAUAGUAUUGCAGAAUAAAUUUAAAAAGAAUAAUAAAUUGGCAAUAACUACUUUAAAGAAAGCAAAUCAAUUUGAUUGUUUAGUGAUAUUAAUAGGGACAUCACAUUCAUCUAGUAAUGGAAUUUAGAAGGGAUUUUAAUAAUGGUAUUUGGGUUGUGAAUUAAUGGAUAGUAUAUUAAUAUUGAGUACUAAGAUGUUAUGCAUAAUAGCAGAUGAAGUGAUGUGUAAAAUAUAUAAUAAUAAUAUAUAUAGUUUAGAAAUUGAAACAUUUAAGUGAUAUAAAGAUGAAAACAUUUUAAAUAUUCUUUUUGAUAAAGAACAUAAAGAAGAGUAAUUAUUAAUAAUUUUAAUUUGCAUUGGAGAGAUUAAGAAAGGAAUGCGCAAGUAAUUCAUAUAGAUUAGCAUUGAAUUUAUAAGAUGGAUAGAGAAGUCCUUUAAUAAGUGAGUUUAAUUAGUUUAUAGAAUAAAAUUAAUUAUUGAAAGUAGAUAGUUCAACAUUUUUGAAGGAAUUAAUAAAUAAUGAUAAUAAGGAUAUAUUUGAAUAUUAUAAUACAUGUGGUAAGAUAAAUUCAUAUUAUAUGAAAUUUAUGAGUUAAAGAAUAGAAUUAGCAAUAAAAUUUAAUGAGAAUACAACGAAUUAUUCAAUAACAUAGGCAGUAAAGAGAGAGAAGAGUUCAGAUUUGAAUUAGAUGGCAAUUCGUAGGAAAUUGGGAUUAUAAGGAAAUUAUGAUAUAUUGAGUUCAACAGUAUAAAGUGGUGGUUAAUAUAAUGUAUGUGCAUCGGAGAGUAGUUAAUAAAGAUUAGUAGGAGAUGUAGUGAUAUAUAGUUUCUGUUGUUAAUAUAUGCAAUCAUAAUCAUAUUGUACAAGGACAUUAUUAUUUUAACCAAAUUAAGAAUUGGAAUAGAUAUAUAGAGUGAUAUUGAAUGUCCAUGCAUUUGCAUUAGGAUUAGUAAAGGAAGAGAUAUAAUUUAAGUAGAUAUAUAGAGAGACAUAAAAUAUAUGGGAUACAAUAUUUAAGGAUGAUUUAGAGAUGAAAUAAAGGUUUCCGACGGAUGUAGGAUAUUUAGUAGGAUCUUAGAUGUUAAUAGAUAAUCAUAAUAGUGAAAUCAUUUAAGAUAGGAUGGCUGUAGUAAUAAGAUUAUUUGUAGAUAAUAUAUUAGUUUAAUUGCCAUUUUAUCCUGAGAGAACAACUAUAGCUAUUUGUUUAGCAGAUACAAUAUUUGUAGUAUCAGGUAUAGAAGAUUGUAUAAUAACAAAAGCAGAAAAAGAAUUUACAUUUGUUUCAUAUUAACCAACAGAAGAAGGAGAAAGAUUAUUUAAAUAAACAUUUUAGAAGACUGAAAAUUAGGAUGUUUUACAUUAAUCAGAAAAAAUUACUAGAGAAUAAUUUGAAUAAGCAGAAUUAAAUAAAAUAAAAAAUGAUUAAGAUAAAUUAAAAGAUAUUAAAUAAUAUGAAUUAGAAGUUCGAUUAAAUGAUUAAUAGACUAGAUAAGAACCUAAAUUAUUAGUUAAAAUGGAUCAAUUAUAAACAUUUUAAAAAGAAGAUUAAUUUGAUUAAUAUCCUAUGGGAGAGAUUGCUGUUGAUUAAGAUAAAUCGGCUAUUUUAAUUCCUAUUAGAGGAACACAUUAUUUCUUUCAUGCUCUUACUAUUUAAAAUGUUAGUGUUAAAUAAUUAUCAAAUGGUUUAGGAGGUGAAAUUACUAUUAGAUUUUGGACUAAUGAAUUUAAUAUUGAUACGAGAGAAUUUCCAUCUAUGGAUUAUGAUUAAUUAUUUUUAAAAGAAAUUACAUUAAGAAAUACAGAAUUUAUUAAAUUAAAAGAUAUUGAAAAUGAAAUUAAUGUUUGUAGAGAGGAUGCUAGAAAAAAAUAAAUUGAAAAAUAAAUGGAGGUUGAUAAAUUUGAUUUUGUUAUUGAAAAAUUAACAGUAUUACCUAAAAAUCCACCUUCUUUAAUUAAAGUAUAUAUGAGACCAACUUAAAGUUAAAAAACUAGAUCACCAGAAGGAUUUGUAGAAUGUCAUGAAAAUGGAUUUAGAUAUAAAAGUGCAAGAGGAGAAGUUAUAGAUUUCACAUUUACUAGUAUUAAACAUUGUUUUUUUGUAUCUCCAGAAGAUGAAGUUAUAGCAUGUAUACAUUUUAUAUUUAAAAUGCCUAUUAAAUGUGGAAAAACAUCAUUUUCAUAAAUUUAAUUUUAUAGAGAUAUUGAAGGAGCAUCAGAAUAAGAAGCAGCUAGAAAAAAAGUUCGUUUAUUUGAUAUAGAUCAUGUAUUUGAUAAAAAAGUUUAAGAUAGAAGAUUAGAAGAACUCAAAAACUUUGAAUCUUUUAUUUAAUAAUCAGAAUAAUAUUAUAAAAGAUUUAAUAUUAAAUUUGAAAGAUUAGAAAAAUAAUAUAGUUUUGAAGGUAAUUAUUCUAAAGAAAGAGUUGUAUUUUAACCUACUUAAAGUUGUUUAGUAAAUAUUGUAGAUUAACCUUUCUUUACUUUGACUUUAGAAAAUGUUGAUAUUAUGUGUUGUGAAAGAGUUUAAGAAGAAACUAUUUCAUUUGAUUUGGUUGCUGUAUUAAAAGAUUUAGAAGCUUAAGUCAUUAGAAUCGAAGCUAUAGAUAGAGAAGAUCUUAAAAAAAUAUAAUAAUGGUUGAAUAAAAAGAAAAUUCUAUUUUUUUAAACUACUUCUGGUCUUAUGUGGAGAAAUAUGUAAUUUAGUAUAUAAAAGGACUUUCCUUUAUUUGUUUAUGAUGGAGGUUGGGCUACUAUGAUGAAAGAUCAUAUGGAACAUGCUCCUAUUUAAUAAUUCAAUGAUGAACCAUUAUUUGAACCUGAUUCAUCUAAUGGACCUACUUCUGUAUCUGAAUUCUAAUUUGAAUAAGAUAAAAAAAAUAAUAAAUAUUUACAUCUAUAAAAAGAUGAUGAAAGUGAUUUUAGUGAUCUUAUUGAUAGUGAAGAUAUUAUGAGUGAAUUAGAUAUUUAAGAAAGAAGAAAAAAGAAAAAAGUUAAAUAUAAUUUUAUUGAUUGA
Molecule: messenger RNA, 3025 nt
Organism: Paramecium sonneborni
Lineage: Eukaryota; Ciliophora; Oligohymenophorea; Peniculida; Parameciidae
Source: the annotation of a GenBank genome assembly